This is a messenger RNA of Jaminaea rosea, 3465 nucleotides long. RefSeq lists its product as hypothetical. The transcript is spliced from 4 exons. NCBI's taxonomy places the organism in Eukaryota, Fungi, Basidiomycota, Exobasidiomycetes, Microstromatales. Bases 285 to 3350 code for a protein of 1021 amino acids. The record is from RefSeq and is a predicted model, not a curated record.
GCCUCAAAAGCUUCAAGGCGCUCAACAUCAACGCCGACGCCACCACUUCACAAAGGCCCGCCCUUCACCGCGAUCCAUAGAGAUCCGACUGAUAGAGGCCCUCUUUGUGUGUCUUUCGUCCCAUUCACACCCUAGCAUCCUCUUCUUCACUACGACGAUGCACCAGCAUUCUCCGGCAGUCUAAGCCUAAGCUUUGCAGCAUUCUCGUCCAUCCUCGUCCUCCACCUCUCCGACACAACGAUCGCACGUCGGGUCUGCCUGACCUGUCCGAGUAGGCUCGCACGAUGAGCGUCCCUGCGGGGCACCCGAGCUCUAGUAUCGUGCUGUCAGCGCCUGCUGUCCAUGGCCCCUUCCCAGAGGCCAUCACGACGCUCCUCAAUGGAUCUGCAGAGGACAGGGCCCAAGGGCUUGUCAGGCUCGAGGCAUUCAUCUUAGACCUCUUCACAUUCAAGUUCAGCAGGGCUUUCUUCAUCGCGCUGCUCACUGCAGCAUGCUUUCUUGCUCUGCUCGUCGUUGUAGGAUCCGUCGUCAUCAUGUAUCGCAUUUGGAAUGGCAAGUUCUGGGUUGUCCGCUUCAUGAGACGGUCUGAAGGCAUCUACGUCGUACCCAACGCCCUCAACGCCUUCACGCUGCUCGAGGGUUCUUUCGGUGCUCUCUGGUUCGCGUACGUAUGGGUCCUUAUCUAUGCGUACGGCAAAAAUCGCCCUGCCCUUCACCACAGCGCCGAUGCCUUCAACAUGCUUGUGUGGAUUCCCCUGUACCUCGGAGCCCUCUACGCCGCUGUAGGGUCCUUCUACACGGCGCCCGGAGCUCUUGACAGCGGUCGACUGCAGAAGCAAUGGGCCUUCCACCGUAUCAUUCGUCGACCCUGGAUAAUCAACUCCAUCUCCCUCGGCACGCCUCUUGUCCUUGCGGCCUGCCUCAUCCCCUGCGCCGUGUACGCCCAGAAUGCUCUCUCAAGGAAUUACGAACACUACCAAGCAUUUUCAGGACAGGUCCUCGCGGCCACCGCUGGAGGGACCGUCUCUGCGGCUCAGUCACAAGCUUUCCUCGAGCAGGCCAGCAACAUCUGGAACGACGUAGGCGAUGGGAAGCGCUGGUUGAGCAUCGGCUACGCCAUUUGGACUGCCUUUGCUGCCCUGCUGCUCCUCUUCUACAUUCCUGCGGGUGGCUACAUGCUCAAGCUCGUCAAUGCUCAGGCCCAGACGCAGCAUGAUCAGGUGCACAAGAUCGAGCGGCAGCAGGAGGAGAUGCUGGAGGCUGAGCGACUGCAAAGGGAAAAGGAACAGCGCGAAGCUACGGCGGGCGCGGCCAGUACAAGAGCCAGCCGCGUACGCCACGCCAACGACCCUCUCCUCUUUCAGCCGCUCGUUGAGCAACAAGCUCCUUCAGCUGACGGCGACGAGGACCUUGCAGAUGUCACGGACCCUGAUUCCCACAAGAACAGAAGCAGCUCUAUCGCUCUUACCUCGAGUGACUCUCCCGUCUCCCCUCAGCCAGACAUCCAUGCAUCUCGCGCCGCCUCCGGCCGUCCUCGCACCGCCAGCGAGUCUGGCCGCGACGACAGUAGCAGCCCCAGCGGCGGAGACGUCUUCUUUCCUCCUCUGCGCGCAGCUGUACGCAAGCGCGAACAGUUUCAACUCUCCAGUGAUGCCGCGCCCGUGACGCGAUGGAAGUAUCUGCGACGUUGCUUCCGCUCGUUGCUCAUCCUCUACGUCGGCAUUAUCGCAGCUGCAACCAUCUAUCUCGUCAUCGCGGCCCGCUUGGCGGUCAGCCUUUACGGCUCCUUCCUCGUUGGCCCAGACGCGGCAAGCUACGUUGUCGCUACUUCCCACCAGCCUACCGCAUGGACGGCCGUCUUCUUCGGCUCCUUGACCCUUGGCGCCGUCUUCUUCCGCUUCAUGGAUUCGCCGGUGGGGGAUCGCACCAUCUCUCGUAGGUCGCAGCAGUCGUCAGGCAGCGCAGCGGGUCGCGGCCGUGGCGAUGGUGCGGGAGCCAGGGGGAGGUCGAACCCUCGGCCUGGUGGAGAGGGGCAGGUGCUCUCUCGCUCCUUGCCCGCUGUGCCGGAGAGUGAAGGCGCUAUUCCGACUGUCAGUCAGCAGCUCCUCUCCCGUGACGGUGGCGCAGGUAUCGGCGGUCGCGCUGCACACCAAGCCAAGGAACCUCCUUCGCCCGGCAUGAAUUUCCAGCUGCGCAAGAGCCAACGCCGCCCGGAUGCCAUCGUCAUUAUGCCGGUGGGCAGUGAAACGACUUCAUACGCCAAUCCAGAGGACCAGACCAGAUCGACAAGAUCUGGUCGUGGGAUGGGCUUCGGUGGCGUCGGUGAAGAUUCGCAGACAACCUCGAAGCGAUCUUGGCGCGGUCUGAUGGGCAGGUAUGGCGGUCCCUCGAGGGGCCUGGCGCGGGGUGUCCCUGAGGAUGUCACGCAGGGCACCAUCAUGUCUCAAGAGAUGAGCAUGGGAGGUGGAGGAAGCAGUAGCCGGCCUGCCGAGUUUAUCAUGCUCGACGUUCCUGCUCUGGCCGCCUCCCAUGCGGCGGACGUUUCCUCCCCGCCAACAGAGUCGCAAGAGCUUCUGAGCUCCGACGCAGCUUCACUCACAUCACCAAGACAUACGGACCGACACUUCGUUGACACGGUCGCGCCAGCUCUCGGUCCUUCUGUGAAGCUCGACAGCCCACCGCGAUCCGGUACAGCCUCAGCAGUACCAUCACCCUUGCAAGCCAACGACCAGCGCAGCCGUCGCAUUUCACCCAUGGGCCUCGCGCAACCGAUCGUAGCUCAGUCCGCUGGCGUCUACCCAUCGCACACUAGUGGAUGGCCAGCGACGCCUAAUCUUUCUGGUCUGCCCGCCUCUGCCUCUUCCUCGUCAUCGUCAGGCGUACCGCGUGACAUGAUGUACCCUCCCUCAACACAAGUCUACGCGUUUGCCGGCGCAUCACCUUCGCGCGCGAACAGGCGUCUGCCAUUGCUGGAGCCUGCCAGCCCAACGAGGCAGCCCGGUGUGGUCCCUUCCUCGCCUACACAGCAGCGCACACCGAGGAGACAUGGGUCGCUGCAACGCGUCAACCCUGGCUCGCCUUCCUCGCCCUCUUUGGGAUCUUGGAGGACCAGGCUAGCUAAUGGAGAGCGACUGCCCCAGAGGCCCGACGCGCCCAGCCAACCUUUGCCGCCUUCCCCUGCCCAAGCUCCCCGGUCGCCCGUCGGUCUCGUAAGAGCAAAAGACGCGGAAGAAGACGAAAGCCUCAGCAGCGCGCGCGGCUGGCCGUACUUGAACAGCCCUUCGUACGCCGCUAGCCCACGUUACGCAGGGCAGGGUACUAAGAGCCCGUCUUCCUAUGACUUCUUCUGAUCCUUCCGCCACUCUGUACUAAUAGAUACCCAGUCUACGCUCAUUCCUUUACUACUACACUCACCGUCUUUUUAUAUACAUCUUGAUCCACUCACCCGGCAUUGUACCUCCAUCU